AUGACAUCUUUCGUUUACAUGUUUUCAAGUUCUGCGUUCAGUAACCCAGGAGAAACACUUGGAACAUUUUCCGAAGAAGGCGAUGGUAUAAAAGUGACCACGCCAUCAGAUUCAGAUAUUUCUGAAGUUUCUGAAGGGCUCAAUAUCGAUUUAGAGCGGGAAGGAUUGGAGCAGACUGAUACACCAUUUAUGCCAAAGAUGGGCAAUGCAACUCUACGGAAAGAACUAGGCAAUGCAUCCUGGAAGCUAUUUCACACAAUCCUUGCAAGAUAUCCUGACGAGCCUACAGAUGCCCAGAAAUCGCAUCUUCGAACUUACAUCUAUACAUUUGCCCAGGUUUAUCCUUGUGGUGACUGUGCAAGACAUUUUAUCAAACUACUUAAGAAGUUCCCACCCCAGCUAAACUCGAGGAAGAAUGCCGCUGUCUGGGGAUGUGAUGUGCACAAUCAGGUUAACGAGAAACUCCAUCACCCAAUAUACGAUUGCAGUAAUAUUCUUGAAGAUUAUGAUUGCGGAUGUGGUGUUGAUGAGGAGUCAGAAGAUUACACUCUUCAAGGUAAAACACUGAAGGAGGUUCAAGGGGAUGCUGUGGACAAAUUGGAGUCACAAAAACAUCUCGAUAGUAUACAUGUGGAGAGUAAGGAGGCCCAUGUGGGCGGUUGA
This is a messenger RNA of Brettanomyces bruxellensis, 663 nucleotides long. RefSeq lists its product as uncharacterized. Gene Ontology annotation, cellular component: mitochondrion. The record is from RefSeq and is a predicted model, not a curated record. Lineage: Eukaryota; Fungi; Ascomycota; Pichiomycetes; Pichiales; Pichiaceae. Gene Ontology annotation, molecular function: flavin adenine dinucleotide binding; flavin-dependent sulfhydryl oxidase activity. The transcript has a single exon. The coding region runs from base 1 to 663 and encodes 220 amino acids.